AUGUAUAUGGGACUUCCGCCAAUUUUGAAAACUGGUACUCUAUUUUCAAACCAAAUUGACUCCAUUUUGAAGAAGAGGCAACUACUACCAAUUUCAGAACUGGGCACUCUCAUCUCUGGUUGCGUCCACAACCGUCAUUUCCUCGCCGCGAUCCUCCAUUUCACCAACAUGCGGCGUCACAAUGUUUAUCCUAACGACUUCACGUAUCCUUGUGUUUUCAAAUCUUCUGCUUCGUUGAACAUGCCCAUGGCUGGUAAACAAGUUCAUGCUCUUGCUUUUAAAGGUGGGCAGAUAUAUGAUGUGUUUGUUAGGUGCAGUGCUUUUGAUAUGUAUAGUAAAACCGGUCUUUUUGUUGAUGCUUGUAACAUGUUUGAUGAAAUGCCUCAUAGAAAUUUGGCUACGUGGAAUGCUUAUAUUUCUAAUGCGGUUCAAGAUGGGCGGUGUUUGGAUGUGAUUGCGGCAUUCAAGGAGUUUUUUUGUGUGCAUGAAGAGGCGAAUUCGAAUAUGUUUUGUGAGUUUGUGAAUGCGUGUGUUGAUAUGUUGAGGUUGAGUCUCGGGCGGCAGUUAUGUUCGUUUAUAGUUAAGUCUGGAUACAAAGAGGAUGUUUCUGUUGUUGAUGGGCUUUUUGAUUUCUAUGGAAAAUGUGGGAAUGUUGUAUCUUCUGAAAUGGUUUUUAGUAGAAAUGGAAGAGGGAAAAAUGUUGUUUCGUGGUGCUCUAUGCUUGGUGCUCAGAAUCAUGAGGAAUAG
This is a messenger RNA of Vicia faba (fava bean), 747 nucleotides long. NCBI's taxonomy places the organism in Eukaryota, Viridiplantae, Streptophyta, Magnoliopsida, Fabales, Fabaceae. The record is from the annotation of a GenBank genome assembly.